AUGCAGAGGUCACCCCUCUCUCUGCUAGCAGUACUGCUGGCGGCCAUGGGGCCUGUGUCACAGGCUGAGACCCCCGGAGAGCUGGCGCCCAGCACCAGGGGCCUCAUCUUCCUUGAGGAUGGAAUCUGGCCUCCCAGCAGUGCCCCAGAGCCCUCAUGCCUGGUGAGCCUGAGAGGACAGGGGAACGCCAGCAAGGCUUCCCUGAGGGUGGUCGGGGGCCUGGACAGCUACGAGCAUGCCUUCCUGGAGGCUGUACGGGAGUCUCACUGGGAGCCCCAAGACUGGGCUACUUUUGGAGUCUGCAGUCCUGGUUCCCAGGCCACCCUGGCAGCGCUGCAGCACCUGGGGACCUGGCUGCGGGAGACUGGGGCACAGCAGUUCCUGGCCCUGCAUCUGGCUGAAGUGCUAUGGGAGCCCGCUCUGCUGCUGAAAUUCCAAGCACCUCCCCCCGGGGAAGCCAGGCCUUGGGAGCAGGCCCUGCUGGUGCUGUACCCGGGCCCAGGGCCCCACGUCACAGUCACGGGGGCUGGACUGCAGGGCCCUCAGAGCCUCUGUCCGACCCCAGACACCCGCUUUUUGGUGCUGGCCGUGGACUUCCCAGAGAGGGCCUGGAGCGGCCCUGGUCUGGCCCUAACCUUUCAGCCACACAGAGAAGGUGCCAUCCUGAGCAUUGCCCAGCUGCAGGCCUUUCUGUUUGGCUCUGACUCCCGUUGUUUCACGCGCAUGACUCCCACCCUGCUGCUGCCACCUGCCGGGCCGUCACCGUUACCGCAGCCAGCGCUCGGCCAGCUAGACACCAAGCCUUUCCCACGGCCGGGCCUGUCCCUAGAGGCGGAGGACCUGCCACACAGCUCUGACCCCUUCCUAGAGACCCUCACCCGCCUGGUCCAUGCCCUGCGGGGGCCCCUGACCCGGGCCUGGCACACACGCCUGGCCCUGGACCCUGACAAGCUGGUCAGCUUCCCGCAGGGCCUGGUCAACCUGUCGGACCCCGCGGCGCUGGAACGCCUGCUGGAUGGGGAGGAACCCCUGCUGCUGCUGCUGCCACCCGCGGCGGCCACCGCGGGAGCGCCCACGCAGCCGCACGGCCCCACUUCCGCUCCCUGGGCGGCCGGCCUGGCCCGCAGGGUGGCUGUGGAGCUGCAGGCGGCGGCCGCGGAGCUGCGGGACCUCCCGGGACUGCCCCCCGCCGCGCCCCCGCUGCUGUCGCGGCUGCUGGAGCUGUGCCCCAACGGCUCCCGCAGCCCCGGGGACCCGCUGCGCGCCCUGCUGCUGCUGAAGGCGCUCCAGGGCCUCCGGGCCGAGUGGCGCGGGCGGGAAGGGCGCGGGAGGCCCGGCCGCAGCGCGGGGACGGCGGCCGGAGGGCUGUGCGCGCUGCGCGAGCUGAGCGUGGACCUGCGCGCAGAGCGCUCCGUCCUCAUCCCUGAGACCUACCAGGCCAACAACUGCCAAGGUGCCUGCGCGUGGCCGCAGUCCGACCGCAACCCCCGCUACGGGAACCACGUGGUGCUGCUGCUGAAGAUGCAGGCCCGCGGGGCUGCCCUAGGGCGCGUCCCCUGUUGCGUGCCCACUGCCUACGCGGGCAAGCUCCUCAUCAGCCUGUCGGAGGAGCGCAUCAGUGCGCACCACGUCCCCAACAUGGUGGCCACUGAGUGCGGCUGCCGGUGACGCCCGCCCUGCCCCCGGUCAGUGCCCUAAUAAAGAUCAGCAAACGCUCAGUUGGGGUGUCUGUGGGU
This is a messenger RNA of Psammomys obesus (fat sand rat), 1736 nucleotides long. It is a transcript of the gene Amh, whose product is annotated as anti-Mullerian hormone. The transcript has 5 exons. The record is from RefSeq and is a predicted model, not a curated record. Gene Ontology annotation, biological process: gonad development; Mullerian duct regression. Bases 1 to 1668 code for a protein of 555 amino acids. Gene Ontology annotation, molecular function: growth factor activity. Lineage: Eukaryota; Metazoa; Chordata; Mammalia; Rodentia; Muridae.